UGACAUCUGUCGAAAUUUUGCUAAUCUAAUCCAACUUCACUCACUUGACUUGUCAAAAUAAUAUUGUGUUGUGGUAACACUGUCUCUUUUGAUUUUCCGCUUUCAGCAAAAUGGGUAUUGACAUUUGUCAUAAAUACGAUCGGAAAGUACGUCGUACAGAGCCCAAAUCUCAAGAUGUUUAUUUGCGACUCUUGGUGAAGCUCUACCGCUUCUUGUACAGACGUACAUACAAAAAGUUUAACAAAAUUGUGCUUAAACGUUUGUUUAUGAGCCGGAUCAAUCGUCCGCCAAUCUCGCUACAACGAGUUGCUCGUUUCAUGAAGGAUCGUGGUUCUCCAGAAACAAUCGCUGUUGUUGUCGGCACCAUUACGGACGAUGCACGUUUGUUGGACGUACCAAAGUUGAAGGUAUGCGCACUACGUGUUACCGAAAAGGCUCGUGCCAACAUUUUGUCCCAUGGCGGUGAAAUUUUGACUUUCGAUCAAUUGGCAACGCGUUCACCAACUGGCAAGGGAACUCUAUUGAUCCAAGGUAAACGUACGGCCCGUACAGCUAAUAAGCACUUCGGCAAAGCACCUGGUGUGCCACAUUCACACACCAGACCAUAUGUACGCUCCAAGGGACGUAAAUUUGAACGGGCUAGAGGUCGCAGACGUAGCUGUGGUUACAAGAAGUAAACAAUUUUUGUGAAAUUUAUGUUCUUACGGAAAUAUAAAUCAACAAUUGGAACUUGACAAA
Messenger RNA from Bradysia coprophila, 738 nucleotides. It is a transcript of the gene RpL18, whose product is annotated as ribosomal protein L18. Gene Ontology annotation, biological process: translation. The record is from RefSeq and is a predicted model, not a curated record. Gene Ontology annotation, molecular function: structural constituent of ribosome; RNA binding. NCBI's taxonomy places the organism in Eukaryota, Metazoa, Arthropoda, Insecta, Diptera, Sciaridae. Gene Ontology annotation, cellular component: cytosolic large ribosomal subunit; ribosome.